AUGGAGGCUGCGCUGGCCGAGAAGGGCACCAACCUGCAGCUUUGGGCGACCGAGGCGCUCGACGCCGGGGAGAAGCUGGCCGUGGCCCGGUCGCGGUGCACCGCCCUGGAGGCAGAGCGGUCACGGGCCGCCGUGGGUGCUGAGGAGUGGCGCCAGGCCUACGAAGAGGAGGCGACUCGACGGUGGAGAGAGCGCGUUUCACGGCAGAUGAUAGCCGAGAGGCUCGUCCAAGGGAUGAGCCAGGCGUGCGAGUACGAGCGGGCGCGCAGAUUAUGUGCCGAGGAGACCUUGGCGAGGAGCCGCGCGCACGUCGCCACCUUGAUGGCGAUCGUCGACCACCUGACGACGAGCUUCGAGCUGGGGGCCACAGGCGCCGAGAACCUCCGGGCCCGCAUCGACGAGCUCGAGGCUGCCGCAGGGGCGGGGGGCGAGGCAGGAGUCAGCACCGCGGAUUUCGUCGCGGAGCUACGCGCCGUUGUCUGCCAACCCCCAGCCGACGGGGGACCGUGGCGGGGCGGCGCGGUCGGUUCCGCCGGCGCGUUCGGAUCGGCCAUCAUGGUCGGGGUGGGCCAGAACGACGGCUACGUGGGCGACGGGGCGCAGAGCAAGCGCGGCGUGCUGACGCUGAAGUACCCAAUCGAGCACGGCAUCGUGACGAGUUGCGACGAUAGGGAGAAGAUUUGGCACCACACGUUCUACGCGAUGUACGAGGCCAUCCCGGCAGUGCUCUCGUUGCACGCUUCCGGCCCUGCCACUUGUAUCGCGACGGACUCGGGUGCCGAUGUGUCGCAUGGGGUGCCAAUUUACGAGGGUUAUGCCUUGCCGUGCGCCAUCUUGCGCCUUGACCUGGCCGGCCGCGACCUCACGGGGUACCUGAUGAAGGCCGCGGACGUUACGGAGAAGCUCUGCUACGUUGCCCUCGUCUGCAACACUGAGAUGCAGGCUGCCACCGAGGUUGGGGACGAGGAGAAGGCGUACGAGCUUCCGGGCGGCAGCAUCAUCACCGUGGGCAGCGAGCGUGCCCGCUGCCCUGAGGUGCUAUUCCAGUCCAGCUUCACCGGCAGGGAAGCCAGCGGCAACCACAACACCCCCUUCCAGUCCAUCAUGAAGUGCGACGUCGACAUCCGCAGGGACCUCUACGCCAACACGCUUCCGUCUGGCGGCAUCACCCUGUUCGCCGGGAUCGGGGAGCGCAUGAACAAGGAGCUAUCCGCCCUGGCGCCCUCGACGAUGAGGAUCAAGAUCGCGGCGCCGCCCGAGCGUGAGUACCCCAUGUGGAUCGGCGGGACCAUCCCCCUCACGCAGAGCGCUUCUCAGCAGGAAUGGGCUACGAGGGGCGAGUGCGACGAGUCUGGCCCCACCAUCGUUCACAGGGUCGUCAUCCGCGAGGCAGCGAUGGGAGGUCCAGCCGGGCUGAACGAGGACGGCGGCCUGGCCAUGCCUGGGCGGGGACGCGCGGGCGAGGGCGAGCGCCGCUCGGAGCGGGCAGCCGCCGUGGCGGCGGGAGGGGCGCCAGCGGAGGCCAAGCAGUACCGGUUGACGGACGUGCUCGAGACCUGGGAGGUCGCGCGGUUGGAACGCGAUGAGUUCCCCCGCGAGGCCCACGAGGCCCUGGAGGUGGGGCAGCAACUGUUAGUGGGGGCUCGCCGCCACCCCGCCGCGGAGCAGGCGCGGGGCCUCAUGGAGAUCGGAUCCGAGGCCGAGACGGACGUGGAGGCCGACGAGCCGGCGCCGCGCGGUUGGGGCGCGUUUGCUCCCCGCCUGAGCGAGGCCGUGGAGGCCAGUUCAGGCGCGUGCCGUACGUUGCUGGCCGCUCCGCGCUUGCCGAGCCACGAGGACCACCUCAAGCGCGACUCCGGCACGCGGGCGCUCGACAGUACGUGGGAUCCGACAGGCACGCUGACGCCCAUCAGUCCGGCGUUGGUCAUGCAGGCGAGGCUUAGCCGCGGGGGCACGAGCCUUAGGGGCGACGUCCCAGCGGCGGAGCUGGCGGUGGCUGAGGACCUUACUGGUCGCAUACCUCCGGACCACAUGGAGGAUCGCGCGCGCACCCUGGCGAGGUGCGGGGCCGUGCCCUCUAUCACGGGCACGCGGGUGCUCGACAGCACGUGGGUGCCGACAGGCACGCUGUCGCCCACCAGCGCGCUCGCAUCCCGGAGCGCGCCUGAGCUUGGCGGCACGCCGGUAUUCGGGAGCGUGCUCCAGCAGUCCAACUUCGAGGGCCUGACCGGUUUCCACAGCAGCACCGACGCCAGCUCCGACGCCAACACCGACGCCGGCUCCGACGCCAGCACCGACGCCGGCUCCGACGCCGGCUCCGACGCCUGCCGCGAGGGCAUCUCCAUCGCCGCCGCCGCCGACGCCAGCGCCGACGUCGACGCCAACGUCACCGCCUACGCCGAUAGCGACGGCAGCGACGAG
Molecule: messenger RNA, 2421 nt
Organism: Prorocentrum cordatum
Lineage: Eukaryota; Dinophyceae; Prorocentrales; Prorocentraceae
Source: the annotation of a GenBank genome assembly